This is a messenger RNA of Schistocerca serialis cubense, 582 nucleotides long. RefSeq names its product cuticle protein 79-like. The record is from RefSeq and is a predicted model, not a curated record. Lineage: Eukaryota; Metazoa; Arthropoda; Insecta; Orthoptera; Acrididae. The annotation marks the transcript as partial. The transcript has 2 exons.
GGAGGCGGUCUCGGUGGCCUGGGAGGCGGUCUCGGAGGCUUCGGAGGAGGCCUGGGAGGUGGUCUGGGAGGAGGCAUCGGCGGCGGUGCCGUCGCGGUGACCACCGUCAACCAGGCGGUCCCCGUGCCCGUCCCCGUGCCCCAGCCGGUCACCGUCACGCGUCCGGUACCUGUGCCCGUGCCCCAGCCGUACCCCGUCUCGGUGCCCCGACCCGUCCCGGUGCCCCACCCCGUGCCCGUCCCGGUAUCCGUGCCCCGCCCCUACCCGGUAGCCGUCCCGCGUCCCGUACCCGUCAAGGUCCCCCACCCCGUGCCCGUCUCGGUGCCCCAGCCCGUGCCCGUGACUGUGCCCCAGCCCGUCCCCGUGCCCGUUCCCCAGCCCGUCCCGGUCAGUGUGCCUCAGCCCGUUGCCGUCCCGGUCGCCACCCCCGUCGUCGCUGUAGGUAGCGGCCUGGGAGGAGGCUACGGCGGCGGACUGGGAGGCGGCUACGGUGGCGGCCUGUCCCUCGGCGGAGGAUACGGAGGCGGUCUCUACGGCGGGAGGUACGGGGGCUCCAUCGGAUACGGCGGAGGCUAUGGGUGA